AUGGCGUCCAACCACCCUGCUUUCAGCUUCCACCAGAAGCAGGUGUUGAGGCAAGAGCUCACCCAGAUCCAGAACAUCAUGGCCAGCACCAGCAAGAAUCCCAGCACCUCUACCCUCAACACCAUGGCAACCUAUCCUGGCUGCCAUAAGGUCACUCCAAGGUCCGAGACCCCCAUCAACAGUGUCAGUAACAGUUUGGAAAAUGUAUUACAUACAUCAACACAUUCCAUUGAGGAGUCAUUACCCAAGAGGCCUUCGGGGAAGCACUCCAAAGUGAGUGUUGAAAAAGUGGAGUUAAAGGGACUGGCACACAAGAAGAAUGAAAGAAAUGUUGAAUAUUCCUUUGAGGUCCUGUGGUCGGAUUCUUCAGUGACGUCGGUAACCAAAUCCUCCACUGAAGUGACUGAAUUUAUUUCAAAGCUCUCCCAGCUGUAUCCAGAAGAAAACAUGGAGAAAUUCAUUCCUUGCCUAGCUGGUCCAGAUUCAUUUUACCUCGAACGGAACCACAUGGACCUGGAAUCAGACCUUAGGUAUUUGGCACCAUUACCUUCCCAUGUGGUGAAGAAUGACCACGUUAGAAAGUUCUUCAGCACUUCAUCUCCUUCACAGCAACUUCAGAGUUCAAAUUCUGGCAACCCCUCCCUUUAUAAAGUAGGAACUAUGUUGGGAACAUCUGGAAGACCUAUAUGUGGAGUGGCUGGCAUUCAGGCUUCUCAGAACCACGUCCAGCACUCGGCUGCUGCUCCGGUUGCACUGCCCCACUGCUCCCACCCCGGAGGCACUGGCUCCUCGUUGGCCUAUCGCACCCCCAUGGACACCUCUUCUUCACCCAUGCUAAUGUCUUCCAGCCCACAGACCCCUCAGACACAGGAGCAAAAUGGGAUCUUAGACUGGCUCAGGAAACUGCGCUUGCACAAGUACUACCCUGUCUUCAAACAGCUCACGAUGGAGAAGUUUCUCAGUCUUACUGAAGAAGAUCUGAAUAAGUUUGAGUCCCUCACCAUGGGAGCAAAGAAGAAGCUCAAGACCCAGCUGGAGUUGGAGAAAGAAAAAUCAGAGAAACGGUGCCUAAACCCCACAACACCUUCUGCAGUUACCAGCAGUGGUGUGGCAAGGGUCCCCCCCACCACACAUGUUGGGCCCAUCCAGAGUAUUCGUGGCAACCACGCUGCAGAGCUGCGUGUGGAUGUGGAUCAGCCAGCCCACCCACUGCCCCGGGAGGGCAGCUCCUCCGAGUACUCCAGCUCCUCUUCCAGCCCCAUGGGGAUCCAGACACGGGAGGAGAGUUCGGACAGCGCCGAGGAGAACGAGAGACGUUUAGAGAUUCACCUGGACGGUUCAGAAAAGGAGAAGCCGGUGAUGUUACUGAACCAUUUCACUUCCAGCUCUGCCAGACCCACAGCUCAGGUCUUACCAGUGCAGAACGACGCAGGCUCCAAUCCGUCCGGCCACCACACUCUGCCAAUGCAAAUGAUGUCACCUGCCUCUUCUCAUAUCACCCCCAUCCGGAUGCUAAAUUCAGUGCAUAAAUCAGACCGUGGCAAUGCAGACAUGAAGCUACUUUCAUCGUCUAUGCAUUCACUUCUAUCUUUAGAAGAAAGAAAUAAAGUUUCUCCUGGCCCCAGGGGCAGCAUAAAAAUGGAGAAGAGCUUUGGAAAUACAGUGGUGGAUGUAAUGUCUGCAUCUUCUCCCCACCAGCCCCUGCAAGUGCUGUCAGGGGCUGCUGAGAACAGCUCACCCACAUCUACUAUUAACUUUGGUCCUCGAACCAAAGUCGUCCACGCUUCGACUCUGGACAGAGUGAUUAAAACAGCUCAGCAGCCAGGAUUAAUAGUAGAAACCAGUACUGCUGCCACUGUCACAUCCAGCACAGUCUUCCACGUGGCUCGUCCACCCAUCAAACUCCUGGUGUCUUCGUCUCUUCCUACUGAUUCUGCCAUGGCUGGACAGACUUCCUGCUCCAGCAAUAUGCAAAUAACGGUGUCCCCUGCAAUAAUCAACCCCCGGACUGCUCUGUACACAGCCAACACCAAAGUGGCCUUCUCUGCGAUGAGCAGCGUGCCGGUGGCGCCGCUGCAGGGCAGCUUCUGUGCCAACAGCAAUGCUGCCUCCUCCAGCAGCCACCCCGCCACCUCCUUCGCCUCCAUGGCCAACCUGCCCAGCUGCCCCGCGCCCAGCUCCAGCCCCACGCUCUCCUCCGUCGCCGAGAACAACUUCUACAGCAGCAGCAGCAGCAGUAGCAGCAGCAUGGUGUGCAGCUCCUGCGGGUGCAGCGGGAACUGCGGCUCCAGCGGGAUGACCGUCAGCUACGCCAACUAUUUCCAGCACCCCUUUUCAGGGCCUUCCAUGUUUACUUUCCCGUUCCUGCCCUUCAACCCCCUGUGCAGCAACGGCUACAUCAACACGCAGCAGUACAACAGCAGCACCACCUUCCCCGUGGUCCACACCCCCUACAACAGCGGCCUCGCCCCGGACUCCGUCAUGACUGGGCAGUCGACCUUUGCUGUUCCACCAAUGCAGAACUUCAUGGCAGAGGCAGCAGGGGUGUAUCAGGCACAGGGAAUGAUGGGGAACAGCAACGGUUCCAGUCACAAAAAAAAUGGGAAUCUCUCCUGUUACAACUGUGGGGCCAGUGGUCACAGGGCUCAGGACUGCAAACAGCCUCCGAUGGAUUUCAAUCGACAAGGUACGUUUAGGCUGAAAUAUGCUCCUCCCUCUGAAAGUCUUGACUCCACAGACUGAUAUUUUAUCAUCUGGCAAGAAAAUACUGUAAGCCAUGGAGAUACAAGGAGAUUGAAACACAAAACUGAGACGUCCAGUUGCUGUUAAGCUUAAUGUAUUUUUUAAUCCAAAGGUGCUUUACUUUAUUAGACUAGGUAGAAAAUCUAGCUUAGGGGUGCAUCAGAACCCACUCAUGAUUGCCAAAUUCAAGCUUGGAUCUUCUUGUUGGAACUUCUGACUACGUGUCAUAGGACUGAUGGGUACUGGAUGGAUGGUGGAGCUGGCCAGCUGCAUUUUCUGUUGCAAGUACAACAUCUGAGGGACUUCUUUUGCUGGAGAAUGUUGCCAUAUGUGGACUUUUGAAGGUGGAAUGUCUAACUCCAGGGCAGCUACAUUCUGAAGUGGAAGCUGGAGGCUGAAGGUAGGAGUGGCCAUUCGCCAGAAGGACUUUGGCACCCCUGGGCUAGGUAAAAUGUCUACUUUUUUUCAAAAGUGAUCAGGCACUAAUCUCUGGGAUUUUUAAGGAUUGCACUACAGAAGAAUGUAAAACUCUUCAAGCUUUCUGCACUU
This is a messenger RNA of Chaetura pelagica (chimney swift), 3291 nucleotides long. RefSeq names its product zinc finger, CCHC domain containing 14 (gene ZCCHC14). The transcript is spliced from 14 exons. The record is from RefSeq and is a predicted model, not a curated record. The coding region runs from base 1 to 2742 and encodes 913 amino acids. NCBI's taxonomy places the organism in Eukaryota, Metazoa, Chordata, Aves, Apodiformes, Apodidae. Gene Ontology annotation, molecular function: nucleic acid binding; zinc ion binding; phosphatidylinositol binding.